UAUUUGAUAAUGGAUUAUUAUGUUGGUGGCGAUUUACUAACAUUGCUAUCAAAGUUUGAAGUGCGCAUCCCGGAGGAUAUGGCACGAUUUUACGUUGCAGAAAUGGUGCUUGCAAUCGAUUCCGUGCAUCGUCUCGGCUAUGUACACAGAGAUAUCAAGCCGGACAACGUUUUGCUGGAUAUCAAUGGUCAUAUUCGGUUAGCUGAUUUUGGAAGUUGCCUAAAGCUUCUUCCAGAUGGCACUGUUCAUUCAAAUGUUGCUGUUGGUACGCCGGACUAUAUCUCACCAGAAAUACUCCGAGUUAGUUUUGUUCCUUAA
Molecule: messenger RNA, 318 nt
Organism: Gongylonema pulchrum
Lineage: Eukaryota; Metazoa; Nematoda; Chromadorea; Rhabditida; Gongylonematidae
Source: the annotation of a GenBank genome assembly